CUGGCACCGCUGUCACCCAACGCCAACUUGCAACCCGCGACGUGACGGCAGCCAGCCUGUCUUCGACCCUGAACACUUGGCCCACCAGUUAAUCUCGCCCGCUACAAGUCAAAGGACUGGAGGGUAGAGAUUGGGAAAAAUGCCAGCACGAGGACUGCCCAACAAUCCCAAUCCUCCGACAUGAGAUGCUAUCCCAUUGACUGCCAGUGUGGGUGCAACUUGAAACGACAACAUGGAUACUAGUAUCCCGGAUCCCGCUUCGCCAGCGGAAUCAGUCUCGUCCUCCCGCAAGCUCCCCAAUGACCUACCGACUUCGCUCGAUGACCGCCGUACGGUGCCUGUGUUUAGUGAGGAAACUGAGAUAUACGAUGGCUGGCAAGGUGCAUCCCAGUAUAUUACGGCGCCUACACCGGCGAAACCGAUCACAUUCGACUUGCAUCUCGACACCCCGGCGUACGACGACGCGGAAACCUACGCCCGAAUCCAAGAUAGCGAUUCGCGCCUGAUGGAAAUGGUAGCGGCGCAGGCGCACCACCGAGAAGAUGGAAGUCCAGGCCAAGAUGAGGACGUGAUCGCCACCGACGAUAGUUUAUCUGUCGAGCAGAAGAAGGAAAUACUCCAAAAGAGUCUUAAUAUGGCGGCGAGUAAUGGCGAAGUGAGCCGCAUACAGAAGCUCGUGGGGGGUAGAGCGAAAGAGUUUGUCGAUGUCAAUCUGCCGGAUGAGGAGGGGACGGUGCCGUUGAUAUAUGCGAGUUGUUUUGGCCAUUAUGAAGUCGUGGCAGCACUCUUGGACGCCGGUGCGGUAGUGGACAAGCAAGACCGAAACCAGUGGAGCGCAUUAAUGUGGGCCAUGACCAACCGGCACAAACAGAUCGCCAAACUCCUUCUCGACCAUGGAGCCAACCCGGACAUCAAGUCGUCUUCGGGGGGCACGGCGCUGGAUUUCCUCCAGCCGGGAUCUGAUCUGUCGCAUUAUCUCCAUGAAAAUGGGUACCAUUUCGGCACUUCGAUUCUAGGAGGAGACGACUUUUAUCAUGAGGGAUUCUCGCAGGAACGGUUUGAAGAGGAAAUGGCGGAGAAUGAAAUGAAACGACGUAUGCUUAUGCAGGAGAGCGCGGCGAAUCUGGAAGUCGAUUUGUCGACGUUGGGGUUCGAUGAACAGCCUGAGUCACCGAUUGAUUUCGAGGCUGAAGAAGAAUUCAUCUGGGACCGCUGUGUAGGCGAUCAAAUGUUUGUGUUUCAGGUGGAUAAGCUGGAUGCCAUUUUCGACCUGAUCAUCACCAAUAUGACGCCGCAACGCUCACCGUCCCAAAAGCCGGUGCCGGCCAAUCUUAUUUUCCUGAUGGCACGAUAUGCACACUAUCAUAUGACGGCGUCUCUGCUUGAUGAAGUUCUGACCAAAGCAAUGGACUUGAUCAACGAUGUUAUCGAGCGCCAUCAGUGGGACAUGACCAUGUUGGCCUUUUGGAUCUCCAAUGCGACAUUGUUGCUCCAUUAUCUCAAAAAGGACGCGGGCCUCGUGGAACCGACGGCCAAAUACCAGCUGGAAUUGGCGGAAUUGAUCAACGAGAUAUAUAUUCUCAUUAUUCGAGAUGCCGAACGACGGAUGAAUAAAGUUCUGGACGUGGCCAUCUUGGAUCAUGAAACGAUUCCGGGACUAGAGGACGUGGCUUUCCAGGGAGAAUGGAAAAUGUUCAAGUCGAAGCCCAAAACGAAAGAAGAUCCACCCGAGAAACGAUUCCGACCACCUUCGCCCAAGCGGCGAGCGCAGACGUCGCCGCGCAAUAUUACGUCCCUCCUCUCUUCCACGUUGUUCGUGCUGGAUUUGUAUGAUGUACAUUCGGUGAUUACGGCGCAGAUUCUGUCGCAGCUACUCUACUGGAUCGGAGCGGAGCUGUUCAACCGGGUCAUGAACACGAAAAAGUAUUUGUCAAGGACCAAAGCCAUGCAAAUCCGCAUGAACGUGUCCGCCAUCGAAGACUGGGCCCGGGCCAACAACCGGCAACCGGAACAUUAUGAGAACGGGUCGACUGUGGCGACGGGCGAAAACACGGUUGACGCGGCACGGCGACAUCUGGCGCCUAUUAUUCAAUUGCUUCAAUGGUUACAAUGUUUCAGCUCGCUGGGCGAAGAUCAUGAGUCGCUAGUGGCGACAUUGGUGCAAUUACAACGGUUGAGUCCGACGCAACUGAUCCAUGCGGUUAAGAAUUAUAGGGCCGAGGUGGGCGAAAAGAGUCUGCCCAAGGCCCAUAUGAAGUUUCUGGUCCAACUUCAGAAGGGCGAGCAGUCGCUUAUUAACAGGAGGCCUUUGACUCCCAUGGUCGAUAGUGGCCCUGGCACGGGCACAGCCACGCCGACGCAGACGCCCGCGCCAGCACAGGAUAAUCAUAACGGAACAGCAGCAGCGGAAACGGAAAAGAAAAAACAACAGAGUCCUACAAGUCCUCAUCAGGACCAAGGAGGCGUCGUCUCCUCUCCGGCAGCGACAGCGAGGGAAGAACCAUUCGACAACGACCCACCUGUGCGUCGGAAUGCGCUGAACCUCGACCAGUCUCUCAUGCUUCCGUUCUCGUUGCCAACUUCGACGGAUAUGCUUAUUACGUAUGGAGCGGGCAUUGGUGGUGUCAAUCGUGAACGGGCGCGGAAGUACAUCCCGACCAUUCCGACUGAUGUUUUGAGUAAAUUGAACCUCGAUGGUGAUGGUGGCGGUGGAGGUUCUGUGGGCGGAAGGCUGCGUGCGGGAAGUGUGGGGACGAUAGGGACUACUGCGCAGGGGUGGGCGAGUAGUGCAUUUUGAGAACUGAGUGAGGAGACAAGAUGAAGCCACUGAAUCCAAACUCGACUGUUGUACAGGGCACCCUGGCCCCAAGGGACAAUGGCUGGCUGCUGGCUGGCUGGUUGAGCAGUCGAGGGACAUGGCAGCUACAUGGAUUAUAGGGAUGGACUCUACUGGACAGGACAGGACUGGACUGCAGUGUCUGGACUGGUUUACCGCGGCAAGAUGCUCUUGAUGAUGGUGAUGUUGAUGUUUGACGAAGUCCAAGAGGAGGCGGCGGCGGCCAUGGACUCUGAAUGCAGGGGAUAGGCUGGGUCGUGGGGCCUCUGCUCGUACAUCCAGUGUGGCCUUGGCCCACUCGUCUUUUGGUACGAAAAAGCACUCGGAUGCAGUGGAAUGUUAUCUGUCUACCUGGGACUACCUUAUGCCUGAUUCCAAGAGCCAUUAAGAGCCAGAAUGGUGCAGACCGUGGCAAUAAUUCAGUAGUACCACACCCG
Exophiala dermatitidis NIH/UT8656 is the source of this 3273-nucleotide messenger RNA. RefSeq names its product allantoicase. The transcript has 4 exons. Gene Ontology annotation, molecular function: GTPase binding. Lineage: Eukaryota; Fungi; Ascomycota; Eurotiomycetes; Chaetothyriales; Herpotrichiellaceae. Bases 233 to 2797 code for a protein of 854 amino acids. The record is from RefSeq and is a predicted model, not a curated record.